Molecule: messenger RNA, 1050 nt
Organism: Parascedosporium putredinis
Lineage: Eukaryota; Fungi; Ascomycota; Sordariomycetes; Microascales; Microascaceae
Source: the annotation of a GenBank genome assembly
AUGAAGUCUUACUCUCUUCUCUCCGCCGUCGUGAUGCUCGGCCAGACCGCCUCGGCGGCUUGGACGUCAGCCGCGGACAAGUCGAUCGUGUACAGCUCGGUCCCGGGUUUCUUCCUGCAGGACGACAACACGACUAGCCCUACCGGCUUUGACUAUGCCACGGUCAACUUUGGCUUGAUUGACCGCGCGUACCCUACUGACAAGCGGUUCGAUCCCGAGGGCACGGCUAGCCAGUGGGAACGGUUCGAGUACUACGUCGCGUCCCUCAACUCGGGAUGCAGGCCCAGGGACAACGUGCGGUACAAGGUGCUCUUCAUGGGCCGUCACGGAGAAGGAUGGCACAACGCGGCCGAGUCCUUUUACGGCACCCCGGCGUGGAACUGCUACUGGGCCGAGCAGACAGGCAACGGCACCGCCGUAUGGGCCGAUCCUCUCCUCACUCCCGCGGGCGAGUACGAAGCCUACAAAGCCAACGCCUACUUCAAGGACCGGUACGAGACGCAAAACAUGCCGCACUUCGAAUCCUACUACUCGAGCCCCUAUCGCGGUGCACCAUCACGGCCAACAUCACCUUCGCCGACCUCGCCCUCCCCGAGGACCGCCCCUUCGCCCCCCAAGACGGACAUCGCCGCCCUGUUCCCCUCGUACCGGUUCGAGGACGGGUUCUCCGAAGAGGACGAGCUGUGGCACAGCUACGAGGCGGAGACGACGGCGGCGCAGGCGGUGCGUGCCAAGACGGUGCUGGACGACGUGUUCCGCGGCGACGACACGACGUGGAUCAGCGUGACGAGCCACUCGGGCCAGAUCACGCAGCUCCUCGCGGCGCUGAACCAUCGCGCGUUCCGCUUGUCCACGGGCCAGAUUAUCCCCGUGCUCGUCAAGGCGACGCUCGCGGACCCGCGGCCCGCGGAGACGGUGGAGGCGUACGAGCCGUAUUCGACGUGCGAGGCGCCGCCUGUGACGAGCGUCGCUGGGCAGGGGUGCGUGUGCGAGGCUACGACGGCGGGGGUGCCUAUGGCCACGGCGGUUGUGCCGCGCCGGCUGAGGUGA